Molecule: messenger RNA, 1293 nt
Organism: Symbiodinium necroappetens
Lineage: Eukaryota; Dinophyceae; Suessiales; Symbiodiniaceae
Source: the annotation of a GenBank genome assembly
AUGUCGACCGACGAGGCAGGGGAUUUCCUGCAGGAUCUGCUAACGAGGGCGGGCACAGGCGCGGACGCAAACAUGUCGAUCGGAACGCACAGUUGUAAGGCGACUCUCCUCACAUGGACGACGUGGUCACCCAUUGUGACCUUCAGCCCUAAGGAGCAGCGUCAUCUGGGACACCAUCUCAAGAGGGGGCAGAGUACAUUGGCCUACAGUCGUGAGUACUUUGUCACUUUGUGUGGUAAAGUUCUGGGGAUGUACAGGACUAUUAGAAGUGGGAGAUUCAAUCCAGACGAAAGCCCUUCCCAGCGUGCAGUUGCAAUAGCAGAUGGUUAUGAUCGCGAGGCUUCAGGGGAGAUCUCUCCCGACCUGCAGGCGGUCUUUGGUGGGGGGCCGGGAUCUGCGGCAGACCGCCGUCUGAAUGACACUGAGCCCUUCGGAGACUCAGAUGAUGGCUCAGCCUCGGCUGAGUCUUGUGUGGAGAAGCCCGAUGGAGCGAGGAAGCCACCGUCGGGGGGCCGCCUUCCCUUCGAAGCCGAGGACGACCGUGAGCUUAGGUUUGCGUGGGUACAUGUUCAGAGGCGAGUUGCUGAAGAUGUGAAUUUGAUCUUCCGCGGCAGCUCCGAGUCUUUGAAGUACCAUGUUCAUGUGGUAGAUCAGUUCACGACUUGUGACGUCUCGGGGUGCACUAAGUUCGGGCUUGCCCCCGAGUUGCUCCGAAAGAUGAUCGAGGCAGGCUUCGAUACCUUCGGCAAGGUGGCAUUCGCGGCCGGGGCAAAUCCUGUGACGUUGACUGACAGUGCCGUCGACGAGUGGAUCUCAACAUUCGAGGAUCCACUGCCAAGCCCGUUUCAGAUUUCAGUCAUCCGGAGGAUUGUUUAUGAAAGCCAGAAUGUCAGCAUUGCUGACCUAAAGGCUAGAGUAGAGCCGAGCACCGAGGUGCAAGUGCGCAAACUCCCUAUGGCUGAGCGUUUGGUUAGACAGGAGGAGCAGGCCAAGAGGCUGACCGGGCUGCAGCUGACUCCGCACAACUUGCCAGGCCAUGCGCGUGUAGACGAAGUCGUGAGCAUGAUUGAAAACAACACUUUGAAGUACCUGCCCAUGAAUCGCUGGAUUAGCCGAAGUCAGGAGCUCGCUUUGCGCAAGAAUGAUCCAGCCGUCUCGUUGGACAAUGAAGGUAACAUAAAAAUCAGUGGCAAGACCCCAGACUUGACUUGCGACACUUCGGGGCUGUAUGCCCUCCGGCAAGCGUUCCAGAGGCGUGCUUUAGCGUUUGACUUGGCAUCUAGCCACAUUUGG